Porites lobata is the source of this 20804-nucleotide messenger RNA. NCBI's taxonomy places the organism in Eukaryota, Metazoa, Cnidaria, Anthozoa, Scleractinia, Poritidae. The record is from the annotation of a GenBank genome assembly.
UGCAAGGAUCGAUAUUGUCUGAUAUUUCUCGCUAAAGGUAGCAAACGUUGCUUAUUCACAGAAGAUUCUUCAGGAAUGGGAUUUUUUUAAGUUUAGAAAGGAAGAGGUUUAUUAGUUUCCAGGGUAAGUUAUGCAUAUCACACGAAUCUUAGCAGUUAGCCAAUAAUCGAAUGCGCCUUCACGUUUAAAUCAGCCUGAUCUUAGAUCUCAGGUUCGACGUUGUCUUGAAUGUGUAGAAAGCACUUUUUUGGAAAUUAUCGUCUCAAUAGUAUUCCCUUGGCGCUGGUGGGAUUUUUGUUUUACUUAACUGAGUGGUCAUUUCGUUGUCAAUAGCUUGAUGACGUUGGAAUGCGUUCAAGCUUUUGAUAGUAUCUCUUCAAAAGGUUUCCACCACAGAGAGCUUUCCUACCAGGAAAUAUGACAGAUAUAAAUACAACAUGAAUAAUUAUUUCCAAGUGUUUUUAGUAUCAAUUUGACGUUUAUACAUCUUGCAAGUAUAAUUUUUUGGUGGUACAAUUGUGAUGCUUUUCGGGUGCUUGUUUGGUAAAUAAUUUAUUUUUCAAAUUCAUCGGAUAUACUGUCUCUUGAGAGGUAUAAAUAUAACUUCGCUCCUGGCUAUGUUUUAAGUGCUAAAAUAAUGAAUGGUAAUUCAGGUAAUCUUACCAUUUCCACAGUCAAAUGAUUAGUUCUGUAGUAUUGUUUAAUCAAUAAGUUAAGGUACUGAUAAGUUAUAGUGAUUUCUCUUGUCUGUAAACAUUGUCCUUGUUAUUCAAAUGUGCCAGCCACUGAAACAAAAGAACCCAUUUCCUCAACAGCUAAUGAGUCUGUUGUUAGCUUAUUAAUAUUGAUAGGUAACGUAAUGCGAACUGUCGCUAUUAGAGACCUUUAGAUUCAAGGAUGAGGAUAACUACAAGGAGAAGUUUUAACUUUAAUUUUUUUUUUGUGCACUCUCAAAAAUUGUCACCCUGGGAAGCUUCACUGUACUUUCUUCACCAGAAAUUUGAAGGAGGUGAAGCCCCCUCCUGAGUGCAAAAUUAUAACCUGUCUCCGCCACUACAAUUUUUUUACUAAAACUGUUGUAGAACACUUAUUUUUUUGUUGAAUUCAGUAACAUGCUAUUAAAUUUUUAGAUUAAAACUCACCAUGUCAUGGUUUACUGAGCUUGCGGGCAAAGCAGAGUCACUUUUGGAGAAAGUUGACAAUGUUGCAGCCACAGCAUUGACAAAGGAGCAAGCUGACAUUCAAAAUGUUGGACUAAACAGCAGUGGUACUACAGCUUUACCAUCUGUUACCCUUGCUUCUACUCAAAGAACAAGUUCUGUACCACCCAGUGGACAACAGGGAAGUAUUACAAGAUCAGCAAGUGACACUAAUGUUUUAGGUUUGUAUAUUCAGUGAUUCACAGUUCGCAUGAUAGAAAACAGGCAUGGGUGGUCUUCUUGUACUUAGAAACUGUUCAUAUGAUGCCAAAAUGACUUUCACUCUGGAGUGAGUUUCGUUCCAGAGUGAGGUUUGUAUUGCAUUCACCUGAUAAAAUGGAAUGGCUCAGCCUGAAGAGUUCUUGCUCACACCAGAUCAGAUAUGGAUGUACAACAUGUCCCAGACCACACGAUUUUCAAUUUUUUUUUCGUUUUCAGUUUAGAUUUGCAAUUUUUUUUUCGUUUUCAGUUUACAUUGUACCAGAAUGAAAUUUUGUACCAAAACGAAUUUCAAUUCAGAUUGAAAACUGGAAUGGACUCAUUCCAGAAUAACAUACUGGAAUAAAAUGUCAGAUUGAUAUCAUGUAACCAAAUACAGAGAAAUAUAUGAAGAUGGAAUGAACUUUUUCCAGAGUGAAAAUCAUUCCAGAUCAUAGCCGAGCUAACAAAAUAUAAAUAAGGAGCAAUCACAUUUUGGCUUGCCUUGGGACCAUUACUUCCUUGUCUUGGGUAAUGAUUUGCAUUUUGGGAAAGUGACCUUUAAAAGUUACUUGCAAGGAAGAAAAUUGACUAGUCCCAAACUAGCAGACAGGAAUUUUUCAACCCCUGUGUAGGGCGAUGGAAACUGUCAUGCCAAUGACAUCCUGUUUUAAUGAUGAAUACCAUAAAUAGAUUGUGAGAUAGUGUUAAUUCCAAACCCCAGGUCACUUUCCCAUCAAAUAAAAUGUUGUAAAAUGAGUAUGUUCAGUUUAACGCAUUACAAUUAUUGUGUAGUUCCAGAAAAUAUCCAGACCCCCACCACGGAGGGAAUUUCACUUAGGGCCCCCCCACCUCCCUGGAUUUUCCAUUUUUCCAGGGAACUGAUGACCCCCCACCCCUUCGGAAUUUCCACAAAUGUGACAAAGACCCCCCAACCCCUCUGGAAAAGUUCAUUUUCACGAAGAAAGACUAUUAAAGUAGAAGAAUGAGGCAACUUAUGGUUAGUAUCCAACGGUUUCCAUCAGAAGCUUGUAUGCUUGUGUAUCCAUUUAUUUGAGUGAUCUCGCAACAUUAAAACACACUACACCACCACAAAGUAACCUGAUCUGUAAUUUUUGCUCAUCUCUUACUUUAAAUGAAACAGAGAAAGUUAACAAGUCGGUUAUAUUUGUGAAUUCACCUUAAUCAGGGCAAGCUUCGAUUUGUUAUUCGUCUCAUGGGCGUAAUGUUGAUAGAAUUAACGCCAUUUCGUGCGGGAAUGCAGAACAAGUCAAACUUACGACCACAAAAUUAAUGCAAAACAAAGAGGAGAAUGAAAACUCUGAAUUCUGAAAUGAUAACAAUGAAUACCCCCUGCAUCUUGAAGAUACUUGAAGGGAAACCAAAUUCAAUUUACUGUUUUUCGAUCGACUGAUGCGACGUGAUGCGCGAUCGCCGUAAUAAAUGUUUGGUGAAAUCGACACCAUUUCAGCGAGAAUUCGAUCAAGAACAUGCCACACGUUCAACUACAAAAUCAAGGGAAAAUGAAAAGGAGAAUAAAAACAAACUCUUCAUUCUAAAAUGGUUACAAUGUAUAGCUUGUGCUUCGUGAGGCAAAAUUGCCACUCUUCUGAUCUAUCGAUCGACUGACGCAACGUGUUGUGUUGCGUGAUGUGUUGCAUGCGUUGAUGUUUUGGGAAAGACUGGUAACGAGUAAUGGCGGCCGAAUAUACGAGCAUGCGAUAACACGAGUUGUAGUCGGUCUAAUUCCUUUGAAAUUACAUCCAAAACGCUUUUGGAAGAAAGGAAACCUGGUUAAGUUUAAAAGGAACAAUCUUAAGUGAUAUAUUUCAAGUUAUUUAUGUCCUAAAAAUGAUCUACCAGGUCGGUAAGAAGCAAUGUUCGAUCUCAGGUCGAAAACAAAAUGAUAUUGCCCCCCUGGAAAGUGAUUUUAUGGUCCAACCCCCCUCCCUUCUGGAAUUUCCUGGGCCUCUGACCCCCCCACCCCCCUGGAAUUUCCAAUUCCCUCCGUGGUGGGAGUCUGGAUAUUUUCUGGAACCACACAUUAGAAACUGUCUUCUUUUAGCAAUGUGGUUUCUCACAGUUGUUCAAAUGGUAGAUAUCAAUAUGCUGUGGGGAAAUAACUAUGCAGUGGAUAAGUGUUGGAGAAACCAAUCUUGUUAUCCAUUGGCAGUGUGCAAAGAAAGUUGUGUUCGAUAGCCCGGGGCUAGUGGAUUUUGCAAUCGGGUCUAGUGAAUCCUGUUCUUUACUUGCCCAAAGGGACUGAAGUUUUUUGGGAAAUCAAAUUACAGAAGAACUGUAAUCAAUGCUGCUCAUCAAAAAUCUUUUUGGGCUACUUAAAAGACUCUUGGGCUAGUGCAUACUAGCAACAACUUGCCAGAAUGGCAAGCCGUAAAACUGACUUUCUUUGCACCCUGAUUGGAUAGAGAUUAUUAUUCAGUGGAUUAGCAUUAUCUACCUUUUGAUUGACUGGAGCCAGAGCUGUUUGUUCAUCUGUUAACCUCUCGUAUCUGGGAAUCAUUAACUUUGAUCUCAUGCCCACUCACACCAGGAGACUAUUUAUCUUGUGUGACUUAAAAUAUUGAGCUAUUACAAGCCUAUUCAUAACUCUCUCAAAGUUCUCUAAUCUUAGUGGCUGUCAGCAGCCAAACGUUCUUGACAACAAAGAAACUGUGAAAUCCCAUGUGACUCUCAUUUUACUAGGAUCUCUAGUAACUGAACCCAAAAAAUAAAGCCGACAUUUUGCGAGGCCACCACUGCUUUCCCCACAAAAUAAUGUCUGAGAAACAAGUGCAGAAAUUCCAUACUGAUGAUCUGGGAAGUGGUUCUAGUUGGUUAAAGCAAAUUUUGAGCCAAUCACAGGGGGUUCAUUAAGGUUUUGAACAGGAGGGCAACUGAGUUUGACACCCGGGCAAAGAAUUGGCAAGGCCCGGAGGGCCUUGCCCUCUAGGGGGGUCUGGGGGGAUGCUCCCCCGGAAAAUUUUGAAAUUCUAUAGUCGUAAGGAUGUGUUUUCCUGCAUUUUGAAGCUGCAGACAAUGACUUUCAACAACCAAAAAAAGAUAACUUUUCUAGACAAUUUAAUCAUGAUUUGAUACCAAUACCCACCACACAAAUUGGACUUUUUGGUUCUCUUUUAAUAGCUCUGCUCAUAAUAAUCUUUACUCAAACUCACCAUCAGCAUCUGAGCCGUAAUCAACUUAUCUUUAAAAUUUCAAUGACUAGACGGGAGGAGCACUGUUUUAACGUUUUUAAAUUAAUUCAUUGGCGUAAACCAUAAGACGAACAAAAAUCACGCUUCGCUUCCUUGAACAUGAUGAUUAAGCCAUUCAAUAUAUACAGGCAAGUAAAAGGUUAAAUCACAAAGAAGUCUACUCAUCUCUUGGUCUUUUCUCUACUGGAGGCUCUUUGGUUGAAGCCGAAAAAUAAUACGCUAUCGAACGCGUUCUUUUCUGGGCCGCCAUGCUCACAUGCUCGCAACACUGCUACAUUUCAGGUGGUCGUUUAUGAAGCACAGUUCUUUUCGCAAUGUAUUAUGGGGCGAUUCUUGUUUUUAACACACAAAGAACGAGGGGAUUUCAUGCCGCGUGUAAUAAAGUGGAAAUUGCACCGCAAAGUAUGUUUUACACUCGAUAAGACUCAUCAAGAAAUGGGCACGAUUGUAACUUAAAACUGUUUUUGAUCGUUCCCUGUAUUAAAAAGAAGUUCUUUGAGAUGUAAAGCAGCCGGGCAAAGUCGUGUUCACAGCCGGUCAAUUUGCCCGGUGCCCGGCCCUUAAUGAACCCCCUGCAAUCAGAAGCACUACCCAGGUCUGGGUUGCGAUGGUCAUUAGUAUAGAAUUUCUGCACUCGUUUCUCAGAUGUCAUUUUGUGGGAAAGCCAGUGGUGGGGUCGCAAAAUGUUGGCUGUUUUCUCUGGCUACCAGUAACUUCACACAAUAGUGACAAUCAUGCCUUCUCAUUUCUUUCUGCACUCAGGUGGCCCCACAGUUCCCAUCAAGUCUCGUCUCCCUCCUUCUGGUACCAGGACUCCCCCUAGGGUGGCACGAACAGAAAACAAAAGUGAUGAUAAAUUAUUUGAGUUCCUAAACAGCAACAUUCCUGCUACAAAAGAACGAAAAGUGAUCAAGCCAAAGGUGUCUGUGGAAAGCUCAUCAGAUGUGGUGUCAAAUCCCGUUAGUAAUAUGGAGCAGACCCGAGUUGAUUCCAUAGAUGGGAAACUUAACGAGGGUGAGCUGGUACACUUUCUUCUCUGUGAUGCCCUUAAGAGUUUUAUUUUAUCCCUCACGUAGCGUGUAGAGAUUCUCUACUGUAAUUUUUCAAGAAUCGUGAAGUUUUUAGUAGUAUAUCACAUAUAAAGAAAUAUCCAUUUUUUAUCAUGAUAUAGUGUUUAGGGUCGCAAAAAUCUUUGUUAAACUCUUUAACAGCAGAUGAGGUUAAGUGUAGGUGCCCUAGAGGAUGGUGAUGCCAGGCGUAGAAGAGAUGAACAGAAUGUAUCCAUGGCAACUAGUGAGUGGUAACCACCAAAACUCAUCCCGAAAGGUUCUUCUAACUGACGAAUGAUGCUAAAUGAGUUUAAAACCAGUGUAGUGAUUGGAUUUUAGGGAAGUUAAGCAUGGUGGGAAUCUGGAUUGCAAGUCACGUGUAUCUUGCUUCCCUGAUUGGUGGUUCUCUAUUUCUAGAUUACAGUAUUCCAUGGCUAAAUAUUAUUUUGUUACUAGGAAUCAUUGCAAAAACUGAUGAUAAGAUUCAUGAAGUCAGUGCUGUUUCUAAUGGUUCCAAUGUGGAAGAGCCCAAGUCACAAGAAAUGCCUCAGCAUGAUGUUGUUACAAUAAACAGUGGCCACCACACAGAUGAUCACCAUAUGUCUAACCUUGAACUAGAAAACACAUUACUGAGAAAAGAGGUGGCUUCUUUGAAUGAAGAAAUGGUGUCUGUAGUGCAAAGGGCAAAAGAAGCUGAAAAAAGUAAGUAUCAGUUAUAUUGCACCAUGAAAGAGCAGAAUCCAAAUCUUCCAUGAUUGACAACUCAUUGCUAUGCAGGGAUUUUGCUAAGAACUGGCUUCCAGCUAAUUUCACUGGCUGAAAAAGAGCUUACCACUAGCCUUAAUUGCAACGAAAACAAAGACAUGAGGAAAUUUAGAGAUGCAGUUGAGUGAAAAAGCCAGCUUGACUAACAAAAGAGCCUGCUUAUCUUCUCCUUAGCUACAUCCCUGACUGUCUGUGAGGUGGUUAAGACAACAGACUCUUCACAUCCUCUAUAUUUCCUCAGACAGACCAGAAGGAAUGUAACAAAUAGCAAGUAACACAAGCAUGAGAUGGGAGGGGGGUAAAAAUGGGCAAGCAAGCAAUACUCGAGGCAAUGAAUUUGCGGGGCCUCUGUUUUUACUUGCUGCUCAUUUUUAUAUACCACUUACUAACCGAGAGUGAGGUCAUAACAGGGAAAUCUCAGACCGAGGUAUCGCUUGGUCAGUACAUCAAGGCCGAGGUCUGAGAUUUCGCUGUAGUGACUGGUCGGACAAGGUUAAUAAGUUAUUUUUUCUAUGGCCUUUUCAUUAUGGCCUGCGGUCAAAUGAAACCAUUAACUUGUCAGCGGAAAACUUUAAAAAACAUGUCACCUCAGUGAGGUGUACAUUUGAGCCCAUGAUACAGCCAUGUCACACUGGUCAGCGGGUACCAUUUUGACAGCUGUCAAUUGGCCAUAACAUUGAUGUCCACUAUCAAGUUGAACACAGAUUGUAUAUGUCUUGGACACUUUACAGUGUCGCUAGUAUUGCCCAGUCAUUACAAAAAAAUAAUGCCCACUUAGCAGCGAAUCAUAGCAUGUGUACUAUUGUAGCCAUCUAUUAGAGAAGCUUUCUCUGCUGUUGACCCAGUCAGUCCUGAAUAAACCUGACAGUGUUAAUUUUGUUUUAAGCAAGAUGACUUCAAGAAAGGUUAAGGUCAAGGUUAGGUAAUUCAUUAAUUACUUUCUUUUUCUCUCAAAAUCAGGAACAAAAGAAAUAGAGAAACAUCUUCAAAGAUGCCAGGGACAACUGUUAGCUUCUGAGGAAAUUACAAGACAGCUGAGGUCAAAGGAAGAUGAUUUUACAGAGGCACUAAAUGCUAAGGACUCACAGUUAGCAGUCUUGCGUGUUAGAGUACAGGAAUCAGAUCAGGAGUUGCAAGGCAAGCGUAAGCAGAUUGAGGAGUACCAACUUGAAAGAGAAAGGUCAGAAGUGUAAAGUACUCGUUAUUGUAACAGGCCAGCCAUUUGCAAAGUGAAUGUGCAGGAUUGCAAAGUGCCUUCUUACUCGGGUGACUUGAACUGACCAACAAUACAGUUAAACCCUGUUAAUACGGACACUGAUGGGACCACGAAAAGUGUCUGCAUUAACGGGGAGGCCGUAAUAAGCUGGUCAUGUCAUUAAAGUAAAAAAAAAACACCUUUUAUUAGAACGAAAUACCAAAGAAGUAAAAGAGGACUUAAGCAUUGUCAAAUUAAACAUCUGUAACCUUCAAAAAGCUGUCAUUAUGCGGCUUAAGUCCAUGAAAACACUUGAAAAUCGCUCAUUUAUUUAGUACUUACUCAAAACCAUUUUCUGCAAAAUUCCUUUGAUGCCAAAAAUUGACUUCUACAAAUCACCCUUAUCUGGUGUAUCGUAGUGCUGGGAACAUGGACAUGCUGUCAAAGUCAACUCAAGGUUUUUAAUCUUAAAAAAGGAAAGGUCUAUUACACGAUACAGUUGAUAAUGAAGUGUCUGCAUGAGCGAGGUUUGCUUUCUAUGAGAAUUUGUUGAUUGGGCAAGAAAUAAGUGUCCGUUGUCCGCAUUAACUUGCAUCCGUAUAAGCGGGUUGAAUUGAGAGAAAAUGUAAAGGCUUUCCCCAGGGACAAACAAAACUGCCUGUAAUAGUAAGGUGUCCAUAUUAAGCGGGUGUCCAUAAAGCAGGGUUGGACUGUACUAGCAUCUGCCACUUUGUUAAGUUAACUCUUCCAUAGUUUUUUCAAUGUUUGAUAAAGAUCAAUUACCGAAUAUCCUGGAUCCGUGGCUGUGGGCGCCUGAAAAAAAAAAAUAAACGUAACGUCUGUAAAAUUCUGCGACCUGUUGGAGUUGUAUCUUCGAGUUCAUUAGCUUCUAACAAAUCACUUUUAAAUUUGGCAACCUAACGUAUUUUACAUUGUAAGACAUCCUUUCCGGCCAUGUUGAUGGAUUUUCGCUAAGUGAUCCCACUCAAAAAUUGAAAAAGGCCAUUAAGGGGUUUUUUGUGAAAAUUAUUACUAUAUUAAUGAUUUAAAUCUUGUUCUUGUUUAACUCAAACUCGAUAUUCUAGUAUUUGUUGGAAACAUCAAGCUAGAAGAUUCCAAGAGCAUGCUUUAUUUAUCAACUGAAAACAACUACAUGAAUUAUAAUGUGAUGACAUUAACAUGUGAAUUAUGUAAUGAUUAUUCUCUUUGCAUGAAGGUUGCUCCAAGAUCAUUCGGAAUCCACUGGAGUGCAUAGUCAGGCUUUGGAUACACUGAAAGCUAAACUAGAAGAAUCAGAGAGAAAACUCAAAGCUAGCCAGGAGUCUCAUAAGAAAAUGCAGGUCAGUUACUUAAAGCAAUGCAUGGUAUUACAGUGUGUAUACUUACUGGGCAUAAUAGCAUAUUUAAUAUGUUUUUAGCUGUGCGUCAUUAGGGCACACACACAUGAGCGAACCAUGAGUGUUGUUUUUGUGUUGCCUUAUUAAGCUGUACCUCAUGUUGCUCGUUGAUUUAUUUGCAGGAAUUCAAAGGGUAGUCUAAAGUCCAAAGCUCCAUAAAAUUAAUUUACUUAUUUACUUAUAGGUCAUGACAUCCUUGCUGGCAUUUUUUCAAUUUGACCUCGUUGUCUCAAACAAAGUUCAAAAUACACAUGGUUUGCAGAGCUAGACAAGUAAAUUGCUGUGCAUUUCUUUUUUAGCAAGAGGCCAUAGAAAGGCAAAAUAAACUACAGGAAGAGCAACAAGCCAUGGCAGAGUCACUCAAAAACAUGCAAAAGAAACUUAAUGAAGAGAAGAGUAUCCUUUUAUAUGUAAUAUUUUCAAAUAAUUGUUUACAGUCAUGGCACAUGUCAUUGAUAUCGAUGAUUCUGCAGAUUUGGCAAAGGAGUAGAAUCGGGUGCCAGCUGCAUUCGGUAUGUGUCUGUUUUUUUAUUGUUAUAUAUCAUUUUUUGGCAUUAACACCUUGAAUGAAAAAUUGGGCGAGUGAAAUUUGACAAUUUAAACUAUGUAAGAAAUUUUUUCAAUUUCUUUCAUUCAGGUACUUUAUUCUCUCUAAUAAUCCUUCUGUCUCUUUUAAGCACCCUCCCACCUAAAAAGCUAAAAUUUAUUAGAGUUUCCCUCUUUAAUUUCCUUAAUUUGAUUUAUGGCGCAAACACAGUUCUUUGCCAUCCAGUACAUUUUUAAUGAUUAUGUGCAGAUUGCACAAAUUCAAAGGUUUGGUUUAAGAUAUGUUGUGCCUUAAACAGUGGCUACUUCCAAGUUUUAACUCUCCUCUUUAUUAGAACCCCUUCCCCGGAAAAAGGCGGGGGUAAAGGAGUCCUCCUGAUCGGGUGGGGGGAGGUGUAUUAGAGAGGUCGCGGUGUUUCAAAUUAAGUUGAACUACAGCUGCAUUCAGCCAAUAAAACUGAAGAAUUUUUACCAAAGUACAACAAGCAAGCAUUCUAGGGCUCUCCAUUUGUUAGAAAUAGCUGGCCAGACCAUUCAAAUUGUAAAGAGAAUUCCACUAUUGAUCAGGACUAUCCAGCCACAUCAGUCUGUUCUUAAAUAAUUUGCUCGGCAUUGGUGACUGUUAGGGAAAAUUUUGAGUGAAGGCUAUCGUUUAAUUUCAAUAUGACUGCCAGUUCUGACUUUUGGUAAGCUUCCUCAGUUUAGGUAGUGUGACCCUUAGCUAUAUACCAGAUAAGAGCAACGAAAAUACAGCAGCACUCAAGACUGCCAAAGCAAAUCUAGAAACUGCGAAGCAAGAAUUAAAGGAUUACAAGGACAAAGCAGCCAGGAUCCUUCAGGUACGAAUUGGGCGGAGGGCUAUAAUUUUUUCUUUCCAGGCGCCCAAACCAUUCCCGCACGGUUGUUCAAAAACAGUAACGUAGUAUUCAUAGUUUUGUGUAAUUUCCGGGCUCCCUCAUAAAACAGUGCAUCCUUUUCGAAAUUUCUUGCAGUUAUCCCUUCUCCCACCCUGUACAAAGUUGAAACCGGAAAAAUUGUGGAUACACGCGUCCAACGUUGUUUGUGGGGUGAGGGGAGGGGUUGGGUCUGUAUGAAUUGAAAACUCUCCCAGAAAUGCAAAAGUGUCCCAAGACUUUUGUCCAUGAUUGUAGCUAUUGCUAUUCACCGAAAAAAAUCGCUGUCCAAUGUAUAUGUGUUCCGGAAACUAUUUGCAUUAUCCAUCAGAUAGCGGUAUAUCCGGUAGAUAUCGUUAAGUUACUUAUAACCAACAGGCGCCAGGUCGUAGGUUACACUAAAAAGUAAAACCAAAAAACAGAUGACAUGCAAACAAGAUCUGAAGAUUUCGCAUUGUAUAGAUAUUGGCGGUAGAAUUGUUAUUGGUAGCCUGUGAACAAGCCUUUGGUCGAGCGGGGAACUAGGGAGAGGGAAAAGCGAAUUCUUUCCCCAAACAGAGAGCUUGUUCACAGGCUAUGCUAUUGCUCGCAGUUUUUACAGAAACGUUAUCUGGGUCUUUCCUGUAACGUCAGCGCAGUAUCCUUCGUGGAAAACUAAACGAUUUUAUUGCGGUUGGCUUAGCCAAGUCAAGGCAAAACACUGGUCAGAAGAGAAGGAGUUCGCGGUUUCGAUCAGGGCGAUCCCGUACCUAUUUGAAAGAUUGUUUUUGAUUAGCUGGGAAAACAAUAGGGAUUGUCACAUAACAAUGCCCCUAUCCCUGAAAAGAAUGGAGGUGCAGAUUAAAGGGGACCAGUGAAAUAAGAGGUUUAGAACGGUGCAGGUCUAGCCUGAGAUCAUGCCCUCUCCCUAUUAUCCCUUUAUGACUCUCACGGGAAGAGUUUUUCCCUCUCGAACCAAAGAAACGAAGAAGCCAAAAAAAAAAAUAACGCCUGAUCUCAGGUUAGUGCAGGUCUAUUCUUCGAUCAUCGUCGCCGGACCAAUACUCAGGGUCUUAAAUAAAUUGAGGAAGACAGCAGUACUUAUGCACUACAAAAUGCCCGGUGGGCAUUCAACAACGUUAUAUACGGAAAGGCGCCGCCUAGAGGUCCAACCCUUUGGUAUACCCACUUUUGGCAAAAACGGUACCCCUUCUGUAUAGCUUCCAUUGAAAAAUAUUGUCCCUAAGCCUUUCACAUACCUGUUUGAUAAAUGUUGAAAAAUGAUACGGUCAUACCGUGCCUUUGUUCGAAAUGCUAUAUUUUAAUUAAAGAUCCUUUAAAUCCCUACCCUUUCAUAUACUUCGACUCGUGAAAUUCCUUUCCUUUCAUAUACCUGAAAAGCCUGUAAAAUGUACCUCUCUCGGGUGGAGCUUCCCCGGGGGGGUGCAAAAUGGUGCUAUAUGACCUUCGCUUGACUUACAGCUUGGUAGAAAUUAUCACAUUAUCAAGUUUUUUGUCCUUAUUAUUUGUGCUUUUCGCCCUUCCAGGCUAAAGACAAGGUAAUAGCAAGCCUUCGCGAUGGUAGUAAUGGAGAGGUUGCAAGCGGCAUUAGUAGUUCAGAGUAUGAAGAGGUUUGCCAUGAAAGAGACAUGUUGAGAGAUGAGGUGAACCAGUUCAAAUACCGCAUGGAACAGCUCAAGGCUGAUCUUCAGGUAAAUAUACUCAAACCCUGCAGUGUUAACUACUGUAGUUGCUCGCUGUCCAGUGUGGGCAAUUUCAUACAGAGACAUAGUUCAGUAGACUAUUGAAAAAGUCGUUCAUCCUAUUUAAUAACACUCGCUCUCUGCUCUUAAAGUGAGACUCGUGAGGCCGACUUGUGGCAAGUCUAGUAGCUCACUUGUGUGGUACCCUAAACCUUAAGCCCGUGUACCGACUGUCGUGAAAGAGGCAGGCAUUUUAGGGGUCCUAGAAAACUUUAUAAAGGUUUUUAACUUUUAUUUCCGGACGAUUAAAUGCAGCCCUUUGUAAAUAUUUAAGUCAGCUGGUUCGGAAUUUGUAAGAAGGUCUGAUUGAGUUUUAACGUACUAAAUAAAACAGGAGGUGGAGCAACAGCAACAAUCAGAGGCUGAGUUGGCUCGGGAGAAAGUGGAGGAGCUAGAGAGUGCUUUGGACGAUGAAAAGAGAAAGAGAGACGCUUGUGAACAACAGAUACAUCAGCAUCUUCAGGUGUGGACAACAAAACUAUCGUUUGAAAACGGAAAAUAUUUUUACAGUAAAAUAAAUUUUUUCCACCUCUUAGCGCUGAACUCGUUGACUUUAAAAUAUGACAAAAUUAUGAUACUCACGAGGGCACUUUUUUUUCCUACUCUCGACGACUCGACUGCCGGGCGUGGGCCGAGUUGUUCAAAGCUGGGUUAAGAUAACCCACGGUUAGUGCGAGAUUUGAAUUCAGAUUUGAAAGCUCUGAAAAAGCAUUUCAGUUUUAAUACUUUUUGUCGACAAGUUGGUGAUUGAAAGCUCUAAAUAUAACAGAGAAAAUUAUCCGAGAAAAUGCUUUUGAACACAAGAAAAAGGAACCCGGGUUAAAUUUAACCUCGGGUUAAGCGCUAAUCGGCCUUCGAACAACUGGGCCCUGAUUACUAAAACAGCUUUGAUUGGUGGUAUCCUGUCGUAGUAAAAUCUCCAAAGAAAACCGGAAUUAUGCUUCUAAACUGGGUCUUAAAAUCAGCGAGCAGUUUCUCUCUAACAAACAUGGACAGCAUAUUAUGCAUAAAUCUAACGUCAGUUUCUCCUUUAGGACCUGCAUUACGCCCAAGAAGAAUUACGAACAAACAAAACCAGUUUCAUGAGUCAAAUACAGGCGAGUUCAUCUGAUCGAGUUUUAUUCAUUUUCCUAUUUGGUAAGGAGUACCUUGUGCCCAUAUACUAACGGUCUUGUCUUUUUCUACAGGAGAGAGAAAAUGAAAUUCAGAAAUUGAGAAAUCAGGUAAAUGAGAGUGAUUUUAUAGGGUUUAGUUGAAGGAGCUGGUCCAAAUCCGGACAGUGUCAGUUUAUUGAGUAAAAGAGGAUUUGCGUCUAGUCUAUAUGCUUAAAGAAUACGGAUUCAGACAAAAGAUAGGAAAGUAAGAAUGAAGUUAUGUUUCGGUACAUCCUAUCACAAAGGCUUGAAAGGCUUAAAAUGUUUAACAAUCUAAUACCUCAUAGUUGCCACAGGACAGGAAAUGGUCAGGGAGUUUCAAUUUGAGUCGGGAAAAUUGGAAUUGUAACAUCCACAGUCUUAAUACUGUUAAAAGCAAGGAGAAUCAUUUCAGGUCAUUGUCCCGCGGCUUACAAUGACGCUAUUCGUCGAUGAGGACAUUCUGAAAACUGACAUCUGUGGCAACCACCAUGAUCUAGCUGAUAUUAUAGAGAUGAGAAGACUGAGAUACUAAACGCGUUCUGACUGGUACUUCCACUUUUCGGUGGACUAAUAAACGUAGGAUGUUGGAAAAACACGAGAAAAGUUUUCGAUUCGGGAUUUUUAAUGAACUUCAGUUGGGAGUCGGCUAACUUGUGAUGAACAGCACACCACACUGCUAUCAAUCACUUUAAGGGAGUGUGACUGGUAUUGCUGGGUUACAGUCAACGCUCUCAAUAGACUCCUAUGUAAGCCGAGCUCCUCCCUAAAACGGACACCUAGAGUUUGAAGGGGGGCGGGAGGGUGGUAUCCUUGCCGUUGUUCAGGCAUAUUAGAGUUCUUUAGAUUCUAAGACGAGGACGACUACGAGAUUUUCCUAGUACUAAGUAGUGCGCGUGAUCCAGCGUCAUUUGGGCGGAAAACGUGAUAGCCUUCGUCAUUCUAUCUACUAUGAGGUUUAGCGAGAAUGUCUUAGUGGUGGAAAAAAGAUGUUAGAAGUUUUAUCUUUCUUCGAUAGGAAGGGGUUUCAACCUCCAUCAACAGUGCUAAUUUCUUUGGUGAAAGUUCAAUGAAGCUUUCCGGGGAGUCUAUUUUGUGAGAAUUUGCGAAACAGCUUUAUGUCAAAUCCCCGGUCUUUGUCGUUGUUCUCGCCCUCAAAUCCUUGGACUCUCCACAGGGCGGGUACUUCUCUAACACGCGGGACACUUUUUUUGUUCCCAGCGGUGUCCGCUAAUUAGCAUCUUAGUUGACUGCAUUUGAAACAUGUUGAAAAGCGUGAUUACAAAUAAUAAAGAACCAUGAUCUUAUUGAUACUAUAGCUUGCAACCAAGGCUCUUACUUCUACAAGUGAGGAGGAAUUAGAGAACCGUGUUAGAACAUUGACGGAAAAUCUUAUCCAGAAACAAACACUUAUUGAGGCUUUGAGCACGGAGAAGAACUCUUUAGUGCUACAGCUUGAGCGACUGGAGGUAAUAAACAAUGUAAACGUCUAUCUUUUACUUAUUUUGUUUGUACAUUUUUCCGUUUUCAUUAUAUUUAUAGUUCUCUCAGUGACCUUAAUCACUGAGGCGAAGGUGAAUUUCAGCUGGUGAAUGAGUGUCUCAGAGGGCAUCUCAACCUACGCGACACCUGAUAGGAAAUAGGACAAAAUAAUAAGUCUUAGCGUUGACACGUAAGCUUAAAAACAAAAGUACUGGAUAGAAUUGAGGAGUUUAGACGAUCCGGCCUAUUCUACCCUAACAAUUGGCUCCCACUCAAACAGUAAUUGCCCUCCAGCGCAUUAGUUAAAUUAAUAUCAAACUCGCCUCACGUGCAAUAUGCUGUGGAGUGUGUUCGAGAACAUACAGUGUAGAGGUUCUUAAAAUAUUAAGGACAUUAACUGGUGGUUCUAUGUAUUUCUAGGAUAAGCGGCUAUUUCCUACAACUGAGUGGAUGUGGGUAGUGUAGAGGCCUCUUCAAUAAAGGAAAUAAUAGCUGAUUAUGCAAAUGCUUAAAAAAUUUUCAGGGUUACCAUAGUCAAGGUUGAAACAAAAUGUGUUUGAGGUCAGGGUAUAUUAAAAGUCAGGGAAUAUCUUACUUCUUGGCAAAGUCAGUUGUCAGGGAAUGCCACGGGAAACGUUUUCUAGAAGAUUAUAAAAAGCAAUCAGUUUCAUCUGGAAAAAAAAUUUAUAUUCUUUAGUUGUACUGUGAUCGAUUUUGAUUCAGUGAAAAUAAAGUACAUUCAUUGAAAAACGCAAAGGUCGAAACUGUAGAGCAGAAUAUUCAUUUUUAAAAUUUUUUUUUUUGGCAAAAGUUGAAAAAGUGAAAGUAAGGUAAAUUAUAAUCGUUUAGGUCUGAGAAAAGUCAAAUUUUUUCGUUGCACAGUGGAGUCCCAGGCCUUUCGUUACAGCACGAUCACCUGCCCAAUUUUUGUAAGAAACGUUUAGGUAGCCAUGGACACUAGGGCCUCAUUCUCCAGGCGUGGGCGUUCCGAUGCGCCAGGUGGGCGAGAAUCGAAGGAGCUUCGAGACACCCAUGGCUGGAGAUUCAACCGAUAGAAACUCCUUGCCUUCGAAUUUAAAUAUUGCGAUCUUACUGGACUCGUGUGAGUAUCCAGCAGCUUCGAUUGAAAGGGUAUAAAUUGCAAAAAGGCUUGUCGUUCCUAGCUUUAGUUGGCAUGGCAUCAUUCAUACCUUCGUUGCUCUCUGGUUAGAGGGGAAGGGAAAGCGGAAAUCAAAGCGCGCGAGCCUUUCAUGUCCUUACACUCCUCCGACCCCCUGUUUCUUUUCACCUUCAAACGCCCACCACACAGGCCACUUUCAAGAUUGAACUUGAUCAAGGUCACACGUUAGUUUUAAUGUUCUGACCUUGGAUACUCGCCGACCAUGAUAUUCCUUUUAGUAAGAUAACUUAAAAAUUGCAUUUUUCCAACAUCACGAAAAACGGCCACUUAUGUAAUAAAUUUUAAUGAUAUGUAGGCAACGAUCUGUAGCUAGUUCAGGAACCUUCUUAGCAUCCUGACCGUAUUCACCUUAUAUCAAUCACACAAUUAAAAUGGUCGUUGUCACGAAUGCAUAACUACCAUGAAAAAUGCAUAACUUUAAUAACUACCAAACCUUCUUUCUUGAUUCUCAUCUUGUUUUCUAGAAACAAUAUAGAGAUGUGCAAGCGUCAGCCUCGAAACUAAUGGCCGGACCAUCGGCGUCUUACAACGGAUUUGAUGACACUGACGAAAAUACACGUUUGUAUUUUUUUAUUGUCUUUCAAGAAUUUCUGAAAAGUUAGAAAAAUAUUUAAUUGUCGGUGCGAUUCCUCGGUAUAGAUCGGAGCUGAAACUUUUUUGUUGCGUUAACGAAAAAUCGAUGUAAGGGGCCGACCAUUUAACUCUUGAGGGGAGGGGUGGGUGAUUUCUGGUCAUCAAAAUUUUUUUUUUCUAGCAAUCUGGUGGGCAGAAUAUUAUUUUUCCCUUUUCUUCCCAUAAGCUUUCUACUACAUUUGUGCUGCAUGCAAUUUUUUUCUUCCGACAAACGCUUGCAGGAAUUUUUUUUUAAAAAUCACCGCCCCCCCACAAAGAGUUAAAUGGUCGGCCCCUAAAUAGCACAAGUGGGGGAGGGGGGCAUUACACAUCGUAAUCUACGAUUUAGUCAUAAAAACGUUUAAUGGAGUAGGAUUGACGUUGGAUGUGAUAAAUACGAAACGGCAAACUGAUCCUUACGGCAAGGCGAUGAAGAAGUAAACAAAAGAAUAAAACAAAAAAUAUAUAUUUAAACAAAUACCGUUUCAUAUUUUUCUACAAGGUUAAUUGUACUGAUCCAGGUCUACAACUGGGCGAGACGGCACCACUCAUUGGUUUGUUGCUGUGCACUUGCUGAUAUUAAUAUAUUUUGGAUCUGAUAGAUUGCCAUAACUUCUGGCCCUAUGAUGUUAGACAGAUAUUGCGAGGCUAUCGAUCUUACAGGUCUCGCAUUCUCUACUUUCUAUACUGGACCAUGUGAAAAGUUCUAGAAACCACAGAAAAAAGUGAAUUCUCUGGACAAUGUUUACAAUAUUUGUCAGGUUUUGAGUUUCCGAUUCGCCUUCCGCUUUCCAUAAACGGGCGACAUUGCCGUUUUACAUCAAAAAAGGUGAUGUUACACGGGUCGAUUCGCAACGAUGAUUUUUAGCGCAACACAGCGUUACAACAUUGUUGUUAAAUUGUUUCGAAUCACUGCAAUAUUUUACCAACAUUUAAACUGGGGCGAUCCCGCAUCUACUUGAAAGAUUGUUAUUGAUUAGCUGGGAAAACAAUAGGGAUUGUCACAUAACAAUGCCCCUAUCCCUGAAAAUAAUGGAGGUGCAGAUUAAAGAGGAAAUAAGAGGUUCAGAAUGGCGCGGGUCUACUGUUUGAACCCUGUGUUGCGCUAGAAAUCGUCAUUGCGAAUCGUCCCGUGUCAUAUUACCUUACGUGCCUUUACCCGUAUAAAAUGCUCCGGCAGAUAUCAAUCAAAUUUCAUCAGGGAGCAGUAACCAUGAUAUUUAUUGGGUGAUUUGUAAGCAUAGCAUUAAAAAAGUAAAAAAAGUUGGCCCAAUUUUUUCAAGUUUAAAUCCAUGUCCAUCCAUCGCAGACUACAGGAACAAGGUUAAUGCCUGAAAUAAAGGCUUAAAUAACAAAACUGGAAGAGAGAGAGAGAGAGAGAGCAAAUAGCGUGACAAAUCCCUUUAAAUGUAUAGACAAUGAUUAUCUUAUGUUUUUUAAUGCAUGGGAAAAUCGAUUGUUCAGUCUGUGCCGUGAAAUAGGAUAUUCGUCGAUUAUUUUGUAAUUGAUCGGCUUAUUGUUUUCCAAGAUAAGGCAAAAUUUAAUGCGAAGUAGACUAAUUAAAGGACAGAUAUACCACAUUUCGCGAUGACAUCAUAAUUCAGUAGCAUUUUAUUUUUAGCAAAAAAGUAGGAAAAAAUAGAAUGUUAAAAAGUAAAAUAAAGCACAUGCAGGGUCGGUAUAUAGAUUCAAGGAAAGGUACGAUCAUAAACGGAAUGAGACACGAAGAAUUAUUCCGUUUAUGUUCGUGCGCGGAUUUCGUGGUAACACUUUGUCUGUUAGACUUAUGCUUCUGCUUCUACCCUACGCUGCAUGCAGUUUGAAUCUAAUUUGUUCUUUUGACUCCAUUGUAGUGUCUCGAGUGAGAUCAAUAUCGUCAAUAAUGCCAUCACAGCUCAACGACUCGAGAAAAGUCAACAGGGCAGUCAAUGAAAUCGAUAAAUUCAGGUAACUUAAUAUUUGUUGCAUCUGGAAGGCUCUGUUCUCGGUUCAUGAAAACCCGAUACAGUGAAAUGAAAUAAAAAUUGGGAUCCUUGAGUUUUUUCCAAGAAUAUUACAAUCGCUGGCAAGUGUAGCAUUUGCGAACAAUCAUCGGCGUGGGGGGAACUUUCGAUGGAAUAUUAAGGUAGCGUAAACAUUUCUAAAAGGUUUCUGAGAGAGUAACAUCAUAUCAGUGUUGUCUAACAAAUACAGCUAAGUAACUGGAGAGAUCAUGCUUGUGGAAAGAAAAAAAAAACCGAAACGUCAAUUUUGAAGACAUUAAUGCACAAUACCGUUGUUAUUAGUUUAAAAGCUUAUUAAUUGUGUACAUUUUAGCAGCUUUAAUGUUUUUUGCUUUUACCAUAGCGCAAACAAAAAAAAAACGGUCCACAGACACGCUUUAAAAAUUUUCUUUUGAGUGGUUUUAAGAUCUUUGCAGGCGUUCAAUGCGCGAAACAGUAUUUCUCGAAAAGCGGCUGAAGGUUCCGGGUUUCUCUUAUUGUUUUUUUUUUUACUUUUUUGCAGUAUACGACUGGGUCUUUUUCUGAAAAGAUAUCCAAUCGCACGACUCUUCGUCAUCAUUUACAUGGUAAGAAUUUACGCCGUGCCGUCUCUGUGUAAUUACUGUCUUUUCUCAACGAUAUCCUGUUUAUACAGCCUGUUAUUCAUUGACUACGGCGGUUAAUCGUGACACUUGCUUUUAGCGACGAUAAACACUUAAAUAAACGUUUAUCGUCAGUCAAAAUAUAUAUCCUUGUGUGCCGACAAAAUCGAGUAAAGGGCACACCCUCCCCACACUUCUUUGUGAACAUCUGCCACCGUAGAAGGUGUAAUUAUCUACUGUCAUUGUUCCAGUAAUGCACCUUAAAGGUUGCAAAGGCGGAGCCGGCUAUUUGAAUGGUCUGUUUUGUAAUUAUUCUUGUUGCCUUUUCUUUUUCCUUAAAAGAAGAAAUGGCAAAAAAAGUGCUACAUACACAGAACAGCCGAAUGUUUUGCGGUGUAACACGAUAAUUCUCUCUAACAUUCGUUCAUUUUGUCAAUGUAUUCUAAGUUACUGAAAGGACGUAUUGUUUAUUCCUUGGUACACUUGCUUGUACCAUGUGCAUUCGUACCAAUAUAGUUUUUUUCGUAUAUUUUUUAUUUUUCUUAGGUACUGCUUCACUUAUGGGUGCUGAUAGUUCUCCUCACUUACCAACCGGAGAUUCACUCAACAAGUUCAUCCCGACUUCCGCAACAACCUUAGUCUGACAAACUCGACGAAACUGACAAAGUCAACUCGAUAUGUGCACGACGUACACCGUGAGGAGGGCUUGUCCCUACACAGGGGUCCUACAAGUGAAUAGAUUAUGGAGAAAACUGACAAGGUUGUUUAAUGUCAAGGGUAUAAUAAGAACACUUUCAUAUGGUCAUUUCAGUGUUCUCUAAAGAAAACUACAAAUAACUUACAAGGACCUUACGAAGUUGUGUACUGUAGAAAUCAAUCAAUCACCGUUGGGGGUCGACAUUAAAAUAUAAAUAGUAAAAUUAGAUAUAUUUAUUGUUAAGACUACUGGAAUUGACACAGAGGAUAACGCUUAAAUAUACACUCUAAAGAGGGACUUUGAACAUUUUAGUACAAAAAGAAAAUGCGAUAAAACAGCAGUUAAACGCCUAUAAAAUAGCAAUUCUACUUUUACUUCCUUGUUUUAAUUGACCACUUGUCCAUUUCUGUGCCAGUGCUCAAUCAUUCCAAUAAACCUUCAAAGUUAAGUGACAAACGUUGAAAGUGAUAGCCUUAGCUUCAUUACUUUGCUUAGUUUAGAAACUUUCGUUCGUUUGAUCUCCGGUGGUGAACCUCCCAUAUCAAUUUAAAAAGAGUAGCUUCCUAAUGAAUCCUUGCCGAACACUCCACGUAGGGGCAGUGUACCACAAAAAUCACCUGGUUUAAUGUUUUAUCACAUGAGAUGAAGUGGCAAAAUUGACUGCAUAUGGGCUGUAUCAUGGCUUUUAAAUAUCCUUAAAUCAACUUUUCUAGUGCUUUUAUCUAAGUCGGAGACUUGACACCCUUGGAUUUCAGAAUUCAUCUUUUGUUGGCGUACGAAUCAAUACUCUGUUUUCAUGUUUUUAUAUUUUGCUGUUUGACACCGGAAACCACCGAAAGCUGUGACUUCACAGCACGAUUUUUGAACUAUUUAAUUGAAAACUGUUCACUAUUAAAAAUCAAAAUAAAGAUUAAUGGGAG